This is a messenger RNA of Morchella importuna, 426 nucleotides long. RefSeq lists its product as uncharacterized. Gene Ontology annotation, cellular component: nucleus; cytoplasm. Bases 1 to 426 code for a protein of 141 amino acids. Lineage: Eukaryota; Fungi; Ascomycota; Pezizomycetes; Pezizales; Morchellaceae. Gene Ontology annotation, molecular function: protein binding. The record is from RefSeq and is a predicted model, not a curated record. The transcript has a single exon.
AUGGUAAAGCUUUUGUGUGCUGCUGGUGCAAACACUAAUGCUCUUGACUUUAAUGGACAAACCCCACUGCAUGACUUCGCCCUUGCUGGGCCGAAUACUGUCACUCCCGGUCUCCGCCAUGAAUUCAGUGGCCAUGUUGCCGACACCUCAAUCAACCACCUCUAUAGGUCUGUCUUGCGCGCUUUGAUCAAAGCAGGGGCAGAUAUCAACGUCAAAGAUAAUACCGGGAAAACGCCUCUUCACCUCGCGGCGAGGCAUGGUGAACCGGUUUUGUGUAAUCUACUCCUCAAGCUCGGUGUCAAUGUCCUGAAUGACAAUGGCAUGAGAGCGAGUCAAGUGAACGGAAAAGCUGCAGUCCCGGGCACCAUCGAUUUUAAGGUCUGGGAAUAUGAACAGCGACAGUCAAAGAGAGUGGAGUACAAAUGA